Messenger RNA from Trichoderma citrinoviride, 1470 nucleotides. RefSeq lists its product as hypothetical. The transcript is spliced from 5 exons. NCBI's taxonomy places the organism in Eukaryota, Fungi, Ascomycota, Sordariomycetes, Hypocreales, Hypocreaceae. The record is from RefSeq and is a predicted model, not a curated record. The coding region runs from base 1 to 1470 and encodes 489 amino acids.
AUGGCCGCUGAAAAGGAUGAAGUUGCCGUUGUAGAGGCACAACCGCAACAUCAGCGUCUUUCCACAUGGCGAUAUAACUCACCUUUUGUCCAGACCAUCAUCGUCGGCUUCGUGCUGUUCUGCAACCCUGGAACGUAUCUCGCCAUCACCGGUCUCGGCGCUGGAGGCAAGCAGCCGCAGCUGAUUGGUAUCGUUAACAAGGCCAAUGUCAUUCUGUACUGCUUGUUUGGAGCGUCCGGUAUCUUGGGAGGUAGCAUUAUCAACAAGAUCGGACCGCGAUGGGCAUUGAUGAUUGGAGCUACGGGUUAUCCCAUGUAUGCGGGAUCUCUGUGGUGGAUUGAUAAAGGCGAAGGCUCCUGGUUUGUUCUCUUUGGUGGUGCUUGGCUGGGUCUGUCCGCAGGUCUGCUCUGGUCCACGCAAGGCUACAUCACGACAUGCUAUCCUACUGAGGCGGACAAGGGCAAAUACAUCGCCACGUCAUGGGUUCUCAAUGCCAUGGGUUCAGUUGUCGGAGCGGCCAUCGUCCUGGGCGUCACUAUCAACAACACCUCCGUCUCCGGAGUGCCGUCGUCCGUCUACAUCAUCUUCAUCUGCCUCGAGUGCGUCGGUCUCCUGCUUGCCGGCCUGCUGCUCGACCCGUCCAAGCUUCGACGCAACGAUGGCCGCCCAAUCGCCUCGUUCACGCCUCUUCCAUGGCACCAGGAGCUCAAGGCUCUCGCUCUGACAAUGCUGGAGCCCAAGAUGGCGCUGAUCACGUUGUCCAUCUACAGCAGCGAGAUGUACCUGUCGUUGACGGGAGCCUUUAACGCGUGGUACUUUAACGCCAGAACAAGAUCCCUGGCCAAUUUCUGCUACUGGAUCCUCCAAGUUCUGGGUGCUCUCGCCAUUGCCUGGGUCUGUGAUGCCUCAAUCUUUGGAUCCCGUCGACGCCGAGCCUUUGUUGCCGGAGGCUUCGUGGCCUUCGUUAUUGGAGGAACAUGGAUCGCCAUGGUUUCCUUCCUGUCCGUCAACGACAUCGACCGAAGCGAGACCCCGAGAGCCGUUGACUGGACCGAGACGAGCAAGUUUGCCGGCCCAUUCGUCAUCUACAUUCUCUUUGGCGCCUGCUACCCCAUCUUCCAAAACUUCCACCACUGGACAUACAGCACCUUUUCCAACGAGCCGCACGUUCUGGGACGCUACAGUGGAUACUUUAAGGGAUUCCAGGCAUUUGGCACGGCGACGGCGUUUGGUAUCGACACUCACGGCGUGCAGUUCAUCAGAGAGGCCGGCGCCUACUUUGGCAUGAUGAUGGUGGGACUGAUCCUGACAAUGAUCAGCAUCUACUUUUACACAACCAACACCAAGUACGGUCAGGAAGAGGGCGUGGUGAUUCCCGAAGCGUUUGAGGACGUGGUUGACGAGCACGUCGAGGAGAGUCACGACAAGUCUCUGGACCAGAGCGAGACGACGGGCUCACAGAAGGAUUAA